AAUAAACAGAGUUGGCUGGACAAAUGUUCACCUUAGUGUUUUUAUUUAGUAUAAUUCUUGUCAACAUAAAUGUUCCUAAUAAUAUAAAUUGACACUUUCUUGUAGUUUUUUCUGUUCUAAUAAUGAUUUUAAUCAUCAAAUUCUGUAGGCAUCCAUCCCCCGUUUCCAGAUGUAGAAAGUUGAUUGUCCUGUUUUGUGAAUGGGUGAGUUGAAUUUUUAAUAUUUACAUGGUCGAUGCAGCUAUUUGGGAACAUUUUAUUCUAAUGUUAAGACUUCUAAGUAAUACAGCUCUAAUGAUUGUUGGUACUAUAAGUAUUGUGUUACAGAGAAAACAAAAAUGUUUCUACAUAUUGAGCAAAAUCAAAAUGUAAACAGAACUGAACGACUGUAUAAAAUAUAACUUUUCUCUAUAAUAAACAAAAUAGAUAUUACCUUCAAAAAUGGACGCUGCCGAGGAGACCGAAACGUAUCCUGAUGGUUUGUCCAUGAAAAGCGACGACUCCAUGAAUAUUCGUCAUGACUUCACUAAAGAAGUGGCUGACCGCCCAGUUAAUGUUGAGAAAUCAAACUUACCUACCUCAUCCUGUUUGUCAAUGAAAAGUGAUGUCUCCAUGAAUAUUCGUCAUGACUUCACUAAAGAAGACUCUGAGAGGGACCAACAUGACUGUUCAGAAUCGACAGAGAUGGAUGGCAAUGACAUAUUUAAGUUGGUGGAAGUACACAGCAAGAACCUUUUGCUUAGUGAGCAGAAAAGGUACAAAAGGAUGCUGUUUCCUCACCUAUCACAAUCUGAGACUGAAAAGCAGGAUGAAGACGGUUUGACUACUGCAGAUAAAAUGCAAGACAAUAGUGCCAGUGAGGGCGUUCUGAAGAUCACACUACAUGUCUUAAAGGAAAUGGGCCAAACAGAGCUCGCUGACAAACUGGAGAAACACAUUUAUGGUGAGCUUGAUGUCUGCCAGCGCAAACUCCGACACAAACUGAAAAAGUUUGAAUACAUUUAUGAGGGAGUGGCACAGCAUGGGACCCAGACACUUCUCAACAAGGUGUACACUGAGCUCUACAUCACAGAGGGAGUCAGUGGGACUGUCAAUAACGAACACGAGGUCAGGCAGAUCGAGGCUGCAAUCAGGAGACGGACAACAGAAGACAAGCCAAUCAAAUGUGAAGACAUCUUUAAGCCUCUGCCCGGACAGGACCGAUUCAUCAGAACCGUGCUGACUAAAGGAAUCUCUGGCAUUGGAAAAACGAUCUCUGUGCAAAAGUUUAAUCUGGAAUGGGCAGAGGGAAAGGUUAACCAGGAAAUCCAACUCCUGAUUAAUCUUCCGUUUCGGGAGCUGAACCUGAUGGAGAGACGCUUAACGCUAACGCAGCUUCUUCACCAUUUUCUCGCGGAGGCGAAAGAAUCAGGAAUUUCAAAUUUUGACAAAUACAAGCUCAUGCUGAUAUUUGAUGGGUUGGAUGAGUGCCGCCUUCCCCUGGACUUUGACCGCAACGAUCCCUGCCGCAGUGUUUCAGAACCAGCUUCAGUGGAUGAACUACUGACAAAUCUCAUCCAGGGGAACCUGCUGCCCUCGGCGCACAUCUGGAUUACCUCCAGGCCUGCAGCUGCAAAUCGCAUUCCAGUUGCUCUCGUUGACCGCGUGACUGAGAUACGAGGGUUCAACGACCCCCAGAAGGAGGAGUACUUCAGGAAAAAGAUCUCUGAUCAAAACAUGGCCGGUAAAGUCAUCAAGCACGUUAAAGCAACCAGGAGCCUCCAUAUCAUGUGUCACAUACCAGUCUUCAGCUGGAUAUCCGCCACCGUCCUGCAGAGGAUUUUAGAAGAAACGGAAAGGAAGAGAAAAGAGGAUGGGGUCACAGGAGAAAUGCCUACAACUCUGACACAAAUGUAUGCCAACUUUCUGGUAUACAACUCCUUGAUCAGAACCCGAAAGUAUUCAACAGAAGAAGAGGAAACGCAGCCCCAGGAGAAAGUGGAUGAAGAGAUGAUCUUCAAGCUUGGAAAACUGGCCUUUGAGCACCUGAUGAAAGGCAACAUGAUCUUCUACGAGAGUGAACUGAACGAGUACAACAUCGACGUUACUGAUGCCGCAAUAUAUUCAGGAGUGUUCACACAGAUCUCGGAGAAUGACUUCGGAUUUCAUCUGGCGAGGGUCUACUGCUUUGUGCAUCUCAGCAUUCAGGAGUUUUUUGCCGCAAUGUACGUUCUUCACACAUUCAUCUGCUUCGGUCAGAACUUGCUGGAACCACAAGAAGCCACCACUGUCCAGGAGGCUGCCAGGGAAGUAACCAACCUCCUCAAGACUGCAGUGGAUAAGGCGUUGCAGAGUGAGAACGGACACCUGGAUCUUUUCCUGCGUUUCCUUCUUGGCCUCUCGCAGACCAACAAUCAGAUGUUGUUGAAGAGAGUUCUGACCACAAUGGGCAGCAGUUCACCGAGAAAUGAGGAAAUUGUCGAGCACAUCAAGGAGAAGAUCAGGCAAAAUCUCUCCCCAGAAAGAUGCAUCAAUCUCUUCCACUGCCUCAGUGAGCUGAAUGAUCAGUCUCUUUUGGAGGAAAUCCAGAAUUACCUGAACUCCGGUAGUUUGUCAGAGACCCAACUUUCACCUUCACACUGGUCUGCUCUGGCCUUUGUGUUGCUGACCUCAAAGGAAGAGAUGGAUGAGUUUGACUUGAGGAAAUAUUCAAGAUCAGAGGAGGGUCUUCUGAGGCUGCAACCAGUGAUCAAAGAAUCCAGAGUAGUGUUGCUUAAAGAAUGCAACCUCACAGAGAAAUGCUGCGAAGCGCUUGGAGCCAUUCUAAGCAAUUCAUGUCUGAAAGAGUUGGACCUGACUGAUAAUGACCUGCAGGACUCAGGAGUUGAACUUCUGUCUGUUGGACUGGCUAGUCCAACAUGUCAGCUGGAAAAAUUGAGGCUGCCGUUCUGUGGAAUCACAGAGAUUGGCUGUGGCUUUUUGGCCGAAGCUCUGAGGGCCAACCCCACCUACCUGAAGGAACUGGAUCUGAGUUACAAUCAUCCGGGGCAACCGGGGAUGGAGCUGCUGUCCUGUUUACAGGACGACAUUGAACACCUCACUGUCAGCUUGGACGGCAAUGCAGAGUGCUACUUAAAAUCAACCCUGAAGAAAUAUGCUCGUGAGCUUACUAUGGAUCUGAAUACUGCCCAUUCACACUUGUCUUUUUCUGAAGACAACAAAAAAAUGACGCGAAUGGAAACAGCUCAGCCAUAUCCUGACAGCCCAGAGAGAUUUACAGACUGGGGACAAGUUCUUGGUGAAGAGGGUCUGUCUGAUCGUUGCUACUGGGAGCUAGAGUGGACUGGGGAAUGGAUGGGCAUAGGAGUGGCUUAUAAAGGAAUCAGCAGGAAAGCAAAAGGCAACGAUUGUGUCCUUGGCUACAAUGAUCAGUCCUGGAGUCUGCGUUACUGUCGCAGCAAAUACACGGCCUGGUACAAUAAGAGCGAUGCAGACAUAUCUGUCCCCUACUUCAACUCCAAAAGGGUUGGGGUGUUCUUGGACUGGUCAGCUGGCACUCUGUCCUUCUACGCUGUAUCCCCAAACGCCAUGACGCAUCUGCACACGUUCCACGCUGAAUUCUCUGAGCCAGUGUACCCGGGUUUCAGGCUGGGGUUUGCAGAUUCUUCAUUAAUUCUGUGCCAGCCAGAAUAGCCUUAAAUACCCCUAACUAUUCAAUGUAUAUGUUCAUAAAACAUGUGCAUAGAAUAAAUCAAAGGCUGAAAAAAGCCUUUGUUACACUUUUAAAAGAACGGUCGCACGGAUAUGAGCUGACGUGGACUCGUGAUGAGGAAACAUUUGAUACUUUUAUACUAACGCCCGGGACACACGGGGAACGUCGAGAGUGCGUGGCGUCUGCGUGGCGUGGUGGCUGCAUGAUUCAUGCGUCGGGUGUUCACACCAGCUGCAUUUCAGCUGUGUGUCAGCUGCUGCUGUCAGCCCUUUCUUUCUACAUAGAGUUUGCCUUUUAAUGU
Molecule: messenger RNA, 3991 nt
Organism: Sebastes umbrosus (honeycomb rockfish)
Lineage: Eukaryota; Metazoa; Chordata; Actinopteri; Perciformes; Sebastidae
Product: NLR family CARD domain-containing protein 3-like
Exons: 9
Coding region: 441-3671 (1076 amino acids)
Molecular function (GO): protein binding
Source: RefSeq, a predicted model, not a curated record